Mercurialis annua (annual mercury) is the source of this 1331-nucleotide messenger RNA. RefSeq names its product zingipain-2-like. The record is from RefSeq and is a predicted model, not a curated record. The transcript has 4 exons. The coding region runs from base 42 to 1142 and encodes 366 amino acids. Gene Ontology annotation, cellular component: lysosome. Gene Ontology annotation, molecular function: cysteine-type endopeptidase activity. NCBI's taxonomy places the organism in Eukaryota, Viridiplantae, Streptophyta, Magnoliopsida, Malpighiales, Euphorbiaceae.
UAAACAGAAUUGGCCAUUGCCAAAAAGUUGCACCAAGAAAAAUGAAGUUCCACUCAGUUUCUGCAACAUUUUUGUUGAUCACUCUCCUUUUGUCUUACCUUUCCGCUGCUUAUUCGUCUCAUGAUGACAUCUCCAAAAUGUUCGAAACAUGGACCAAACAGAAUGCCAAAACAUACGCAUCAGCUGAGGAGAAGUUGUACAGGCUCAAAGUGUUUGCGGACAACUUUGAAUUUGUUAACAACCAUAACACUCAGGGAAAAUCUUCCUACACCCUUUCUCUUAACGCCUUUGCUGAUCUCACCCACGACGAGUUUAAAGCAUCUCACAUGGGAAUUUCUACUGCUUCCGCCCCUCUCGAUCUUCUCGAGCACCGGUUACCAUUCCCUGAUAUUGUUGGCCAGGCUCCUUCGGCAGUUGACUGGAGAGCGGAAGGGGCUGUUACUGAGGUUCAAAAUCAAGGAGACUGCAAUUCUUGCUGGGUUUUCUCUGGCGUAGGAGCUAUUGAAGGCUUAAACAAGAUUGUGAAUGGAACUCUUGUUGACCUUUCUGAACAGGAGGUGGUUGAUUGUAAUGGUCUUGCCCCUGGUUGUGUGCCUGGAUACGUGGCCAAUACAUACAAGUUUGCGAUCAAGAACCAUGGGAUACUCCCGGAGAAUGAGUAUCCAUAUGAAGCUCGGGAAAUGAAAUGCCAAACGGACAAGUUAAAUAGAGGUGCGGGAACCAUAGAUGCAUAUAGUAAAGUGCCCUACGGAAAUGAGCGUUUGCUACUGAAAGUUGUUGCAAUUCAACCUGUAAGUGUGGCUAUAUGUGUAAAGGACAGAGUAUUUCAGUUGUACUCACAGGAUAUAUUUACGGGCCCGUGUUGCCUUACUGUAGAUCAUGCAGUACUGAUAGUAGGAUACGGGACAUCAAAAAAUGGUGUAGAUUAUUGGAUUGCAAAGAAUUCAUGGGGAAAACAGUGGGGAAUGGAUGGUUAUAUUCUGCUGAAGCGCAAUGUUGGUAGAAAAGGGCUUUGUGGUAUUAAUAUGUGGGCUACAUUUCCAAGAAAGAAGGGAUUUCAUCUACGUCUUCCCACAGAAUCUGCAAACUAUGACAUUCUCAAUGUCACAGCAAUGCAAACAACUACCAAGAAAAGCUACUGAUUUGGAAAGUUCAGCGGUUGAACUUGAAAUUAGUUUGUUGUACUGUGGAUUAUAUAAAUCCAUCUAAUUUAUUAUGAAUUUGGUCUAGUUUGUGUUUAAAAUUUAAAAGUUCUCGUGGCUCUAUGUCGCCACUAAAAGAGAGCUGAAUUAUAAUAAAUAAAUAUAAUAAAAGACUUAAAUAAUUAUAAA